UAGCGUCUGGUCUGGGCGUCUGCUUCAGGAGUAGAAGGGUGACAAGCGUGCCGUCCUGACGUACAGAGUGUUGCGGUUCAAAUCAGCUUUAACAAAAGUUUUUCGACAGUACCAUAGCUCUUAACAGUCAUGUCUGGAACCAUUUGCGUUAUUGUCGUGCUGGUGGCACUACUGGGAAAUGCAGCAUGCGCGGACCCGGACAAGACGAUUACCCACAAGGUGAACUUUGACAUCGCCAUCGGGGAUAAAGACGUCGGCCGCGUUGUCAUCGGCCUAUACGGCAAAGUGGCGCCAAAGACUGUCCGCAAUUUCGUCGCUUUCGCCGGAGAGGGCUACGAGGGCUUGAAGUACGAGGGCACCGUCUUCCACAGGGUCAUUAAGGAGUUUAUGAUUCAAGGCGGUGACGUGCAGAAGCAGGAAGGCCGUGGCUCUAUCAGUCUCUAUGGCCGGUACUUCGACGACGAGACUUUCGCCCUGACGCACGACGGACCUGGCACGCUCAGCAUGGCCAAUGCCGGAAAGAACACGAACGGCGCGCAGUUCUUCAUCACGACCGUAGCCACUCCGUGGCUGGACGGCCACCACGUGGUCUUUGGCAAGGUGAUCGACGGCCUGGACGUGAUUCGCAAGGUGGAGAACACGAAGACCACGCGUAACGACGCGCCCGUCGACCCGGUCGUCAUCAAGCGAUCCUCGGUCGAGACCCUGGUGGGCAUCUGAGCUGUAGGGCCCGCGUGCCGUCCGUUGCAGGCCAAUUGGCAGUAGAUCCAUUUCAGCGUUCGAAGAGCGUUCGAGAAGGCUACGUUUUUUCCCGUGUUCGCAAAACUUGUCACCGCGGCGUCCAAUUGGCUCGACGCUCAGCUCUGGGCUCUUACUUUUUUUCUCUCGUUUUUAGCCUCUGGAAGGAAAUUUGCCUUAGUGUGCUGGUAAAAGAAACAAAGCAGCUGCUUAGUAGCACGAUAGUCUUACUGACCUGAGCUCCCCGGCUGCCUUGUGUGCGAUCGCGAGUACUAUAUUCCAUCCGUCAGCGAGGUUUGCUUCGCGAGCGCCCUCUCACGCUCUGUCUUCUUCCCAUCGGAAAUCUUGAAACUGCCACAUUUAUAGUGCAAGCGACAUUCCGUUCACCGGUGUGUGUUCGCAUGCGUCAUCCAGCAGUAGCCGUUGAUGCGCUCGGUGUGCACGCCACCCCUAAGUGUUCGGCUGCGACAAGUUCGUCUUCAACUGCAGCAUCACAAGUUUAGCGUAGAGAUACCAUAUAUUUAUUUAUCAUAUAAAUAAAUAUGUUAAAAUUAAGCCCACAGAACAGAAAAACGCCAAACGGUGGACGUACUACCACCUUUAACACGGUAGGGGUGAACGUUCUUGGGCGUCACCCUUUCCCCACGUGAGCGACGUAUUAUGCUCGCCUAAUGCACAUGGCAGCUGGUAAGGCUUCGCGCGCUGUAACGUUGUAAAACAUGGCAGCUGUGUCGUCUGUUGGCACAGGGUAGAUUUGCAGGGUAUGGAGGUGUCGUUAUACGGGCCUACGCAGUCAGCACAUUUCACGUGCAAACACUUCUCAGAUGAAAAAUCUGAGCGACAUUUCGCGAUGGCGCGCGCACUUUCUUUACUGGACCACUGUUUGUACCACUUUAGAUGUGCUUAGUGUAAGCGCGUUCGACCAACGUUUUGUAUGAAACUUUUGGAUAUCUGGUGCUGAGAUUUACGACGGGGAUGUGCAAUUUCAAGCGUCUCCUUUUCAGUGAACCUGUGUCAUCGAUUCUGUCCAGUACAAAUACUCGCUUCAAAUUAUGACGAACCAAGAAGUACUGGAUCCGCACAAGCUUCGAACAAAACGCCCACAUAUGUCAAUGUUUACACUAGCCUCAACCUGCCAAAUUUUUUUCAUAUUUUAUACACUGUCUGCUUAUACAACCUUUAUAUAUAAGGCUCUAUGUUCUGUACCUUCACAAUAGAUUGUUGCAAAAAAUCA
Dermacentor albipictus is the source of this 1972-nucleotide messenger RNA. RefSeq lists its product as uncharacterized. NCBI's taxonomy places the organism in Eukaryota, Metazoa, Arthropoda, Arachnida, Ixodida, Ixodidae. Gene Ontology annotation, biological process: protein folding; protein peptidyl-prolyl isomerization. Gene Ontology annotation, molecular function: peptidyl-prolyl cis-trans isomerase activity. The record is from RefSeq and is a predicted model, not a curated record.